Molecule: messenger RNA, 1839 nt
Organism: Trypanosoma cruzi
Lineage: Eukaryota; Euglenozoa; Kinetoplastea; Trypanosomatida; Trypanosomatidae
Exons: 1
Coding region: 1-1839 (612 amino acids)
Source: RefSeq, a predicted model, not a curated record
AUGGGGGAUACACGUGGCGAUUCCACAGGGGAGACGGAAGGGUUGCAGCCACAGGGGUUCAUGGAGACGAGCGACCCGUCCGAUCCUGCGACGCAUGCGCCACAGGACACCGCGGUGAGUGGGGAGACGCAUGCAUCUCCCGGGGAAACGAUCACCCGCGACGCGGUGGCUGCAGUGCCCGGUGAGGAGGAGGCUGCAGCAGCGGCCUUUUCGUAUAAUUCCGGCGGCGAUGUGCAAGAGCAAUCCACGGCUGCUGACAUGGCCGCUGGCGAGGGCAUCCUUGUCCCGAAAAACCAUGAACAGUCCCUUUCUACCAACGUGGUUACCUUCGGGAUAGUGGAGAAGGUACUUGAGGAUGAGCGGGAUUGCUUGCGAGAGAUGCAUGGAAUUCUGGAGGUUGCGUGCGACGCGGAGCGGAAGAGGUACGCGAUUGAGGGCAGUUUGAGCGCCGAUACGAUCGAUACGGACAGCAUACAGCCGUAUAAUUUAUGCGAAGGUAGUGCUGAGGAAGAGGCCACGGCGUAUGACAUUUCAGACGAGGGGCUCGAAAGACCUGCUGCCGUCGGGGAUAAAGGCACACCAAUCAUCACAAAAAAGUGUGGUUCCACAGAAACGGAGGAUGAUGGCGGCGGUAAGGCUUCUCGGGUACUGUCUAAAAUAGAAGAAGACCUCCGGCGAUCGCGUCUUCCUUUGCCACCGGGCAAAGAUGGCCGUUUGCACAUGCAAUUUAUGCCACUUACGGAUGCCGUCGUUCGUUCGGCCUGGGGAUCAUUGCAGUCAAACUGGGCUGCAGAGUUGGAGGCGGAGAUGCUUCCGGAAGAGUGUCGAUCGACGAGGAAAUUGCGGGAAGUCCUCACCGCCGCCGCCGCCGCUCGCCCACAGCCCCGUUUCCCGCCACGCAAUGGGCCGGAGUCCCUACCACCUUGUGGUCAUUCGCCGCACUCGAUGGACGUGGAGAAGGCGAAUUGCCCGGUUGCCUGCCAUGCUGUGCAGUCACCAGAAACAGCAUUUCCACCAGGCCUGCAGCGUGCCGUGGGGUGCGACGGCUCCAAUCCGUUGCAGGAGACAUGUGAGCGGCUCACACCUGGUGGGGUUUACACCCCAGUGAGAAACGAAGGAGCGGAGGCUGUAGAAUUGCCGCCCAUAAUUUCCUCCGUCUACACAACACGCCCCGUUUUUGUCCCGCAGCAGGAAGGUGAUGGCGCCUAUUCCUCCGCCACACAUAACAAGCCGCUACAUCCAUCAUCCGGCAUUGACUCUGCGUCAAGUGCGGGGAUAGCCGCGCUGCCAGUUAUAUUCGGCGCAGACGGUCGCCCCAUUGGCGCAAAAGAGAAUGGGAAGCCGAGUGCCAAACCAGCGAACUACCCAUGUGCAAUGGCAUCCACCGCACAAAUGGCUGCACCACUGCCCAAUACGAAGAAUCACUUGGGGGCAGUACAGCCCAAGACGGGCAAACAGCCUACCUCAAUUGUGGCCGUAAAUCACUCGUCCGACGAAGCGGCUGAGCACCUACUCACUGUCACGGAUAACACGAGGAAUUCCAUUGGGUCGACAGAAGGGACCAUCGCUUCAAGUGCAGUUUCCACUCAAAGUGUUUCCGCUCUUGGCAAAAACGCGGGCCAGGGACGAAUAAAGCAAACGAGUCCACGGCCAAACAGACCUCCCUCUUUGGUCGUUGAUUGCGUACGCAGGCUUUCGUGUUCAUUACCCAUUUAUGCGACGGCAGAGAAGGGCUUGGAGGAGAAGCUGGGUGUAAUGGAGCGCGUCCAGGACAUCAUUGAGGAGUUCUAUGAGGAGUAUACCCGCAGCUUGGAGAAUUCGACUGAACCGUCGUUAUAG